AUGGAACCGGCAAGGCCAUUUUUCACUACUAGCUCUGCGACCAGCGAAAGAUUUGGUGAAGAAAUUAGACCCGAUUGUGAUGAAACUGAAGUAGCAUGUACUGCCGAUAUUGUUGAUGAAGAAUAUCGCCCAGAUAGAGCAGAUGAUUUUGUAACUCAACCUGUUUCCCCCGGUACACCACAUGUAGUCACAUCGUCGGAUGGUGGUGAUGAUAUCAUUGAGGAGCCGAAGUCAGGGAUGGAGUUCAAUACGUUUGAAGAUCUGUUGGUCUAUUAUAAACAGUAUGCAAAAAGUAGUGGGUUUGGGGUGAUGACACAAAGGAGUGAGAGGGCUGAUGAUCAAAGUGUCAGAUAUGUCACCCUUGGUUGUGCACGUGGAGGGAAGGCCCGGAUUAAGAGUUCCAAUCCGGCGAACCCACGUCCGACGGGCAAGACUGACUGUAAGACCCGGAUUAAUGCACUAAGAAUUGAGGGAAAGAUGCGGUUGACAACAGUGAAUAACGCACAUAAUCAUGUAAUCAGCCCACAGAAAUCCCGCUUCUUUCGGUGUAAUCGAGAAGUUAGUGAGACCGUUAAAAGAGUCCUAGACACAAAUGACUUAGCUGGCAUCCGAAUGAACAAGAGUUACGGAUCUCUUGUGGUUGGCGCAGGUGGAGCUGGAGCACUUCGUGAUUAUUUUAUGAGGAUGCAGUUUAAGAAUAACGGCUUUUUUGCGUUGAUGGAUUUAGACGAUGACGGGCGGUUAAAAAAUGUUUUUUGGGCCGAUCCACGUAGUCGGUCGAUUCUGUUGGGAGCUGGAUUGAUUUCCAGUGAGGACACGACGACAUUUACAUGGCUGUUCCAAACCUGGUUGCAGUGUAUGGAUGGAAUAGCUCCGAAGGCUAUUAUUACUGAUCAAGACAGAGCAAUGAAAAAUGCCAUUGCUAUUGUCUUUCCUGAAGCGCGACAUAGAUUUUGCCUAUGGCAUAUACUUAAGAAAGUCCCCGAGAAGCUUGGAUCAUAUGCGACAUACCGACUUGGGUUGAAAACAGAGCUGAUGAAAUGUGUGUACGACACACAGACGAUUGAGGAGUUUGAAAAUUGUUGGGCUGGGUUUAUUAAUACAUACGACUUACAUGAUAAUGCAUGGUUGACAAGUUUAUACAUUGAGCGUGAGCAUUGGGUACCGGUUUUCCUGAAAGAGCACUUUUGGGCUGGAAUGAGUACAACCCAGCGCAGCGAGAGUAUGAAUGCGUUUUUUGACGAUUAUGUCCAUUCAAAGACAAACUUGAAAGAGUUUGUAGACCAGUUUGACAAUGCAUUGAAGAAAAAGAUUGAAAAUGAAAAUCAGGCGGAAUUCCAAUCAUUCAGCGGCACCAUUCCCUGCGUAUCAAGAUCUCCAAUUGAAAAGAAAUUUCAAGAGCUGUACACCAACAAUAAAUUUAAGGAAGUCCAACAGCAAGUAAUCGGUCUGAUUGAUUUGGAAAUAUCUCUACAGGCAUCUGAUGGUGUAAAUAGGAGGUACUUGGUAGAAGAUGAAGUCCGUAUUCAGGAGUUCACAAAACAGGUUACAUAUUCAGUGGAGUUUACUGUGGAUGACUGCAAUGCCAAGUGUUCAUGUGGGUUAUUUCAGAUGAGAGAGAUACUGUGUAGGCAUAUUUUGGCUGCAUUCAAAGCUAAUGGUAUAAAGUCAUUGCCAAACCAGUACAUUUUAGAUCGAUGGAGGAAGGACAUCAAGAGGAGAUACACGUUGAUCCGAAGUAGCUACGAUGCAGGGGAUCAGAUUGCAAACGGUAAUAGACACAUAAUCCUGUUGAAUUUGUGUUAUGAGAUGAUAGAUUAUGCGGUGGAUUCAGAUGAGCAAUUUGAAGAUGCAAAGAAAAGGAUUGAGGAGAUGACUGUUACAUAUCGUCAGAACCAGCGCCCCUUAUCUAGUACCCAAACAGGUUUGGUAUCUGGAUGUACGACAAGUCAGACUGUAGUUGGUGGGUCCCAACAAGUUAAGAGUCCACUUAUUGUCAGAGGGAAAGGAAGACCCCCAUCUCUUAGAAGAGCAUCUAGGAUGGAGAUAGACAUGAGGAAGCUUAAAGCCAAACAGAAGAAAACGCAAGUUGGAGGAAAGCGCAAACAGCGAGAUGAGAGGGAUACGGGAUCCAUGGGCACGCCCAUGACUUUGUUUGAUGAGAGGGAUACAACACCCAUGCUCACUCGAAGGAAUUUAUUUGGGCCAUCAGAAGUAGACCUCACCCAUCUUGUUCAACUGCAGGUAGUAGAACAUAGUGCACUUUUUGGCUACUAG
Messenger RNA from Carya illinoinensis, 2277 nucleotides. RefSeq names its product protein FAR1-RELATED SEQUENCE 5-like. The coding region runs from base 1 to 2277 and encodes 758 amino acids. NCBI's taxonomy places the organism in Eukaryota, Viridiplantae, Streptophyta, Magnoliopsida, Fagales, Juglandaceae. The transcript is spliced from 5 exons. Gene Ontology annotation, molecular function: zinc ion binding. The record is from RefSeq and is a predicted model, not a curated record.